UCUGGUCCCCCCCGCCCGCGUUAGAGAGGGGAAAACGCGGGUUAUCCUUUAGCCGAGCGCACUCGCUGCCAGGGGGCGGGUGUAGUAGUCGCGCGCGACCUGGGGCCCAGUAGGUAACGCAUGAGUUGCCCGUGAGCGGGUGGUGGCAGGGCAGGCGCCGCCGUCGCUGCGCUGGCUGCAAAGAACCGAGGCAGCAGAAGGAGGAAGAGGAGGAGACUCUGGCCCCUCAGGUAUAGCAGGUGCGGCCGCCCCAGCCUGGGCAGGUCACAUUUGGGUCAUCUGGUGAAACCUUCCAAGAAACCAAGUUGAAAAGAUGGUUUGCACGAAUAAGCUUGGGCAGUCAGAAUGAAAUUAGGAUAACUCUGCAGAAAAAUAAAAAUGAACACAUGGUUAUGAUAUUUAAAAUCCAUGAUGCCGCCUGCCAUGGCAGAUGCUCUGGACAUCUGGGCAGUAGAUUCACAGAUAGCAACUGAUGGCUCAAUAUCUGUGGACUGCCUUCUUCCUACUGGAAUUUACAUCAAUCUGAAUGUCCCUCGUGAUGCCACUAUUUGUCAUAUCAAACAGCUAUUAUGGAAGCAAGCACACAGCUACCCGCUGUUCCAUCUACUUAUGGAGAUCGAUUCCUAUAUGUUUUCCUGUGUGAACCAAACAGCUGUACGUGAGGAACUGGAGGAUGAGACACGGAGACUCUGUGAUAUUAGGCCGUUUCUUCCUGUGCUUCAACUCAUUACAAGGAGCUGUGACCCUGGGGAAAAAUUGGACUCCAAAAUAGGUGUUCUCAUAGGAAAAGGUCUUCAUGAGUUUGAUGCCCUGCAGGACCCAGAAAUAAACGAAUUCCGGAUUAAGAUGCGGCGAAUCAGUGAAGAGAAGUUGCAGUCUCAUGUGGGGUUAUCUUGGCUGGACUGGUUAAAGCUCACUUAUCCACCAGAACAAGAACCAGCAAUUCAAGAAAACCUCCAAGAUAAACUCUAUGGUGGCAAUUUAGUUGUGGCUGUUCAUUUUGAUAACUGUCAGGACGUGUUUAGUUUUCAGGUGUCCCCUAAUAUAAACCCAACCAAGUUGAAUGCACUGGCAAUCCGGAAACGUUUGACUAUCCAUGGAAGAGAAGAUGAAGAAGUUGACCCUUCUGACUAUGUGUUGCAAGUCAGUGGAAGACUGGAAUAUGUGUUUGGGGAUCAUCCAUUAAUUCAAUUCCAGUAUAUCCAUAGCUGUGUAAUGAACAGAACGCUUCCUCAGCUGACUCUUGUUGAAUGCAGCACCAUAAAGAAAAUGUGUGAACAGGAAAUGAUUGCUAUAGAAGCUGCCAUUAACAGAAAACCACACAACCUUCCUCUUCCUCUACCACCCAAAAAAUCACGAACAGUAGCUAGCGUUUGGGAUAUUAGCAGCCCUUUCAAGGUUGUGCUGGUAGAUGGCAACAAAUUGAACACAGAAGAAACUGCCAAAGUUCAUGUCAGGGCUGGUCUCUUCCAUGGAACUGAGCUCCUUUGUGAGCCUAUCGUAAGCUCAGAAAUAUCUGGGAGAAAUGACCAUGUUUGGAAUGAACCCUUGGAAUUUGAUAUCAACAUCUGCGAUUUGCCAAGAAUGGCUAGGCUGUGCUUUGUGGUUUAUGCCGUGAUGGAUAAAAUGAAAAAUAAAAAGUCAGCCAAGACACUUAAUACUUCCAAAUACCAGACCAUUAGAAAAGCUGGGAAAGUGCACUAUCCUGUCGCAUGGGUCAAUACCAUGGUGUUUGAUUUUAAAGGACAGUUGAGAACCGGAGACCUUGCGCUGCACUGUUGGUCAUCAUUUCCUGAUGAACUUGAAGAAAUGUUGAAUCCAAUGGGAACAGUACAGACCAAUCCAUACACUGAAAAUGCAACAGCUUUGCACAUCAGAUUUCAAGAGUAUUCGAAACUUCCUAUUUAUUACCCUCCCUUUGAUAAGAUACUUGAAAAGGCAGCUGAAAUAGCAAGAAAUAGCGAUAGCUCUAGCAUGUCAGGGCGUGGGGGCAAAAAGAUCUACAUUGAGCUAAGGGAGAUCAUGGAAAGAGACCCCUUGUCUCAGCUAUGUGAAAACGAAAUGGAUCUUAUUUGGAUUUUGCGAUAUGACUGUCGUGAGAAUUUUCCACAAUCCUUGCCAAAGCUACUGCUCUCUGUGAAGUGGAACAAGCUUGAAGAUGUUGCUCAGCUACAGGCUCUUCUUCAGAUAUGGUCCAAACUGCCUCCCAGAGAAGCAUUAGAAUUGUUGGAUUUCAAUUAUCCAGAUCAAUAUGUAAGAGAAUAUGCAGUGGAAUGUUUAAGACAAAUGAGUGAUGAAGAACUUGCUCAGUAUCUUCUGCAGCUUGUGCAAGUACUGAAAUAUGAACCUUUUCUCGACUGUGCCCUCUCCAGGUUCCUGCUAGAGAAAGCACUGGCAAACAGGAGGAUAGGACAGAUGCUAUUUUGGCAUCUGAGAUCAGAAGUGCACAUACCUGCAUUUGCAGUGCAGUUUGGUGUGAUACUUGAAGCUUACUGCCGGGGCAGCGUUGGUCACAUGAAAGUGCUAUCCAAACAGGUUGAAGCACUGAAUAAGAUGAAAACUCUGAAUAGUCUCAUAAAGUUGAACGCCGUGAAGCAAAGCAGAGCCAAAGGAAAAGACACAAUGCACACCUGUCUAAAACAAAGAGCAUACAAAGACGCCCUUUCCGAUAUCCAGUCUCCUCUGAAUCCUUCUGUUUUACUCUCAGAGCUGUAUGUGGAGAAAUGUAAAUACAUGGACUCUAAAAUGAAGCCUUUGUGGAUAGUAUAUAACAACAAAGUGUUUGGUGGAGAUUUGGUGGGGAUCAUCUUUAAAAAUGGAGAUGAUCUGCGGCAAGAUAUGCUGACACUUCAGAUGUUACGCCUGAUGGAUUUACUUUGGAAAGAGGCUGGUCUAGAUCUUCGAAUUUUGCCUUAUGGUUGUCUAGCAACUGGAGAUCAUUCUGGCUUAAUUGAGGUUGUCUCUGCAUCUGAGACCAUUGCAGACAUUCAGCUAAAUAGUAGUAAUGUUGCUGCCGCUGCUGCAUUCAACAAAGAUGCUCUCUUAAAUUGGAUUAAAGAAUACAAUUCAGGAGAUGACCUGGACCGAGCCAUUGAAGCAUUCACUCUGUCCUGUGCUGGCUACUGUGUAGCUACUUACGUGCUGGGCAUAGGAGACAGGCAUAGUGACAAUAUCAUGGUCAGGAAGAAUGGUCAGCUCUUUCAUAUAGACUUUGGCCAUAUUCUUGGAAACUUCAAGGCCAAAUUUGGAAUUAAAAGAGAGCGAGUGCCUUUCAUUCUUACCUAUGAUUUUAUCCAUGUCAUUCAGCAGGGGAAAACUGAAAAUCCAGAAAAAUUUGGCCGGUUCCGCCAAUGUUGUGAAGAAGCAUACCUGAUUCUGCGAAAACAUGGGAACCUAUUUAUCACUCUCUUUGCACUGAUGUUAACAGCUGGGCUUCCAGAGCUAACCUCUGUCAAAGACAUCCAGUAUCUAAAGGACUCACUUGCCUUAGGGAAGAGUGAUGAAGAGGCACUCAAGCAGUUUAAGCAGAAAUUUGACGAAGCACUCAGAGAAAGCUGGACUACUAAAGUGAACUGGAUGGCACACACGGUUCGGAAGGAUUACCGAGCCUAGGCGUUGGAUGAAUUUGCACUAAGCUUCAUGUACCCUUACAAUAAAGUGUUAACAGGGAGAUAACAGACUCUUUCUGAAAACUAAAAACAAAAACAGACCCAAGGAAAUUGCCUGAAUGAUUCCUGAUUGUUUUGCACUCUGCUUCAGAAUGCUUCGACAAGAUUUUGUAAAAUUAGCAGAUGUCCUCAAUAAUCACUUCUGCUGACUUUGCACGCUGAAAGCUACUAAGCUUUUAUAUUAUUAUUAUUUUGAUACAUCGGGAUUCUGUAAAUAUUUGGGAUUUUUUUAUGUUGAUGACACUCUGAUGCAUUCUUGGAGACUUCGUACAGAACUGAUUGUUAAACAAAAUAUCAGAGAUGUUUUUGACAUCUUAAUUUUGCUUUACGUGAGUGUGUGUGUGUGUGUGUGUGUGUGUGUGUGUGUGUGUGUGUACACGUACAUUUUUUACGGGCAUAAAUGUAUUGGUUCUUCUGUAAAUAACUGCCAGACCAUUGUACAGUGAAAAGCUGCUUAUUGUCUUGAACUGCUGCCAGAAGAAGAGAUUUCUACACUUACUAAUGAGAAAAUUAUUUUAAAGAGAUGAACCUUUUCACCCAGGUGCUCACUGUUUUUGAUGUAAACCACACUGAUGAAUACUUCAGUGGGGCAUAUGUUUUGGACAACUGUGAGCUUUUGAAAAAUUGGUGUGCCACCUUGAAGUUGACUGCCUUUCUGAGUUUUUAUCAAACCUCCAUGUCUUAGGUCUCUAAUGACUGAGCUUUUGCAUAAGCUUCAAGAAAAGAGUUGGCCUCAGUCUUCCAGUGACAUCCAUAAAAACUGUAAUGUCCACAUACAUCUUGUAAUAUAUAUGGAAAGCCUAAGCAUAAUAUACAUAUGCACUCAAACAUAAGUGUGUCAAAACCAAGAGGUUUGUGGGGUUUGUUUGAGUUUUGUUUUUGUUUUUUUGUUUUGUUUUUUGCGGGGGGGGGGGGGGAAGCAUGCUACAAUGCAGCAUUUUUAAAUGAAACUCCAAAGUGUCAUCAGACCUAGCCUUUACUGAGUCUUUAAAUGCCUGCAGUAGUGCUCAUUGUCUUGUCCAAGAUGUUUGUAUUCAAUUUAAGAUGAUUGAGGGAAACACUGGAUUUAUUUUUAAUUUAUAAAUGAGGUACCAAGUUUUAAGGUGCUUAAUAGAGGAGCAAUUCAGAAUAAAAGUGCAAUAGGAUUGGCUGGUUUAAAGGUGUAUCUGUGUCUUGAAAUAGCGGUGAAAUGGACUUUUAGCUACUGCUUGCUCACCAAAAAUACUGGUAGCUCUUAGUUUUGGUGGCGAUUGAAUGAAAGUAAUUAUAUAUAUAAUGAUACCUUUGGAUCAAAACAUUGAUUUAUAAAUAGGAAUUGCAUUAAAGACUAUUUUACUUUGUCAGAAUUAUGUAUGUUCUGCUCGAAAGAAUACUGUAUACAAUUGGAUAUUUGUGGUGUUGUUUUGUUUUGUUUUGUUUUGUUUUUUAGAAACCUGCUAUGUUGUGGGUUCACAAUUUGUGAUAAAGUUGUGUCAGGCUUGUUGGGGGAAUAUGCCUAAAUAUGAAAUGAACUGCAAUAAUUUCACACACUUGCAUACACUCUGUGUAGUGAUAAAAUAGUGCUUCUGCGUGGAAUGUGUGUCUAUCCAUAUGCUGCCUGUGCUGGGUGAGGAGGAGGCCCAGCCUUUCAGUAUGAAAUUGUCAUGAAUGCUUGUUGAAGGCCUUUUAAACAAUCUAGACACCACUGCUCAUUGGCAAGUGCUGCUGGGACUGGCCUUUCAGUAUGACUACGAUGAGUAUCUAUAUACCGCUUUUCAACAAAAGUGCGCAAAGCAGUUUACAUAGAUAUAAACAAAUAAAAUGGGGAAAAUGCUUGACUAACAAGCAGAAGGUUGCCAGUUCGACUCCCUGCUGGUAUGCUUCCCAGACUAUAGGAAACACCUAUAUCGGGCAGUAGCGAUGUGGGAAGAUGCUGAAAGCCAUCAUCUCGUACUGCGUGGGAGGCGGUAAUGGUAACCCUCUCCUGUAUUCUACCAAAAGAAAACCACAUGGCUCUGUGGGCACCAGGAGUUGAAAUAGACUUGAAGGAACACUUUACCUUUACCUUUAUACCCAAAGGGCUCGCAAUCUAAAAAAGAAAUGUAAGAUAGACACCAGCAACAGCCACUCGAGGGAUGCUGUGCUGGGAUGCUGCUCAGUAGAAGUCGUGGUGAGGCAAUUGCCUCAAAGGACAGGCAAAGAGGGCAGCAAGCACCACCACCUGCUGCUGCUGCUGCAGGUGCCACCCAUCUCUCCUCUUCCUGCUGCCUUCUCUCCAUACCCAAGCAGGAUGUACAUCCCCUCCUCUUCCACCCUCCCAGGCCAGAUACCCAAUAUUGUUGUUGCAGCCAGAUCUUGCAUGGUCUCCUCUUCCAGAAGGAGAGGUUGUUUGCCUUCAACAACCAAAGACAACUUGGGCCACUCCUGAGUGCUGACUUAGGUAGACUGGAUUGGAUCCAAAGAACUGGAACUGAAUGGAAAAAUGGCAUAGCCCUGUUCAUCAAAUGCUUGUGAAAGAGUCCACACAGUCCUGUGAAUAGGCUGUAUGGUGGCUGCUCAGCACCAGCAUUUUCCUCACUGCUGAGCCUGUCAGUCAGACUGAGGGAGGGCAGAGCUGAGCCUGAGCAAACCAGGAGAAGAAAGGAAAUUUUGUGAUUUAAAAAGCCUUUAGUUAAAGAUGAGAGUGAAGGUGCUUUUCAAGUUUUCACUCAUGCUCUAAAGUGUUUGGAAAUUGCAAGUCAAGGUGCCCUCUUAACUUUCAUGCCGUAUAAGCUGUAAAGACUUAUAGUCACGUAUAUUAUGCUAAUUUAACAAAUGAGUCUCCAUACACUCAUACCUUUUCUUGGUCUUUCUGCUGGACAUUGGGCUGGAGAAGGAUACAGAUAAGCAGAAAUAAAACAGGUACAGCUUUCCCAAUCACUUGCUAGAAAUGCCCCCAGUGGAUUUCUGCCUAGUGCACAAUACUUUCCAAAAAUAUUAGCUAACGAGUACAUGUUCAGGCAGAAAUACAACAGAUCCCCACUCUAGCCACAAUCUCUUCCUCCCCUGUCUACUUCUUAGGGUAGUAGUACUUCAUAGGGUACUAGUACUUCAUAGGGUAAAAUAAAUGGAAAUUGGUCAUGACCAAUCUUGGCUUAUUCUAAUUUACUUCAUUCAGAUAACCCAAGGAUUGAAAUGAGUUACAGAUCUCAGGUUAUCUCAAGCAAGUAGAUUAGAAUAAGCCACAAUUGGCUGGUUUGGACAACAUGGCCAAUCGACACAUAUUUAAACCUAGAUGGCCAUUUGUUUAGAUGAGCAUUAGUAAUAAAUAUUUAGGCCUUAUUAUUCCAAGGGAUAUUAGAAUAACAGUUAAACUUAACCUUGACACAUUAUUAUCAAAAAUAAAUUUGGACUAAACACAUUGGGCUUCAUUGCUGUUUAGUCUUGGUGAGAAGGUAAACAUGUCAAAGUCAUAUGUAAUGCCAAAACUGAUUUAUGUUUUAGGAGGCCUACCACUCUACAUUUCUCAGAUAUAUUUUGCAAAGCUUGCUAAAAUGAUUUGGUCUGUUUUUAUGGGAGGAAAAACUAUUUCCUUGUAUAUUUGUAAAUAAAAUGCAGCUUCCAGUUUA
Molecule: messenger RNA, 7255 nt
Organism: Hemicordylus capensis (graceful crag lizard)
Lineage: Eukaryota; Metazoa; Chordata; Lepidosauria; Squamata; Cordylidae
Gene: PIK3CB
Product: phosphatidylinositol-4,5-bisphosphate 3-kinase catalytic subunit beta
Exons: 24
Coding region: 409-3612 (1067 amino acids)
Biological process (GO): cell migration; phosphatidylinositol-3-phosphate biosynthetic process; phosphatidylinositol-mediated signaling
Cellular component (GO): cytoplasm; plasma membrane; phosphatidylinositol 3-kinase complex
Molecular function (GO): 1-phosphatidylinositol-4-phosphate 3-kinase activity; 1-phosphatidylinositol-3-kinase activity
Source: RefSeq, a predicted model, not a curated record